UCUGUACCACCACGUUGGUGCCAGACUUAAUGGAAAUCCUUUAUUUUUUCCUUAUGUUUUCAGAUGAACUCACUGCAGAGCUUGAGCACUACAAAGCAAAAGCAAGAAAAUGUUUUGAGGAACACAGAAGAAGCGAAGAAAAGUUGGUAAACGUGACUCUGGACCCAGAGACGGCCCACCCUCGCCUCAUCCUCUCCGAGGACCAGAAGAGUGUCCGAUGGGAAUACAGCCUGCAGGAAUCCCCCGACGGCCCCGAGCGCUUCGACGCCGAUCCCUGCGUGCUGGGCUGUGAAACCUUCACCUCUGGGAGGCACUGCUGGGUGGUGGAUCUCACAGAAGGGCAGUACUGCGCCGUUGGGGUCAGCAGGGAGUCCGUUCCGAGGAAAGGAGCCACCAGCUUUAACCCUGAUGAAGGGAUCUGGGCUGUGCAGCAAUGGGGGUUCAAGAACAGAGCCCUCACCUCCCCUCCGACCCCACUGAACCUCCCAAGGGUUCCCAAAAAGAUCCGCAUCUCUCUGGACUACGAAUGGGGUGAGGUGGCGUUUUUUGAUGCGGAGAACCAAAUCCCCAUCUUCACUUUUCCUCUGACCUCCUUCGGUGGGGAGCGGCUCCGGCCGUGGUUCUGGGUGGAGCUGGGCUCUCUCUCAUUGCCCCGAUAACCCCGGAAUCCCUGGAGGUGCCUUACAGCAGCUCUUCGAAACCAGGGUGGAAAAACUCUCAGGAAAAAGCAGCAUCAAAACCUCAUUCUCCCCCUUCCCAAUCAACCGUCGUCACGCAAAGGAAAGAAAAUUCAUCCUCAACACCAUCAGCAUCCUCCGUGUGUCAUGUCUGGUGGUCCCCAUUGACGUAUGGGGUGGCUCCUGUUGGUGUCUGGUGGCCCCUACUGACAUGAGGUGGCCCCCAUUGACAUAAAAUGGCCUCUGUUGACAUGAGGUGGCCCCCACUGAUGUAUGGUGGCCCCCCAUUGACAUGAGGUGGUCCCAAUUGAUACAAGGUAGCCUCCAUUGACAUGAGGUGGCCCCCAUUGAUCUAUGGUGGCCCCCAUUGACAUAUGGGGUGGCUCCUGUUGGUGUCUGGUGCCCCCUCUUGACAUGAGGUGGCCCCCACUGACGUAUGGUGUCUCCCAUUGAUGUAUGGGGUGGCUCCUGUUGAUGUCUGGUGCCCCCUAUUGACAUGAGGUGGCCCCCACUGACAUGAGGUGGCUCCCAUUGAUGUAUGGGGUGGCUCCUGUUGGUGUCCGGUGCCCCCCCAUUGAGGUGAGGUGGCCCCCAUUGACAUGAAGUGACCCCCCCAUUGACGUAUGGUGGCCCCCAUUGACAUGAGGCGGCCUCUAUUAACAUAUAGGGUGGCUCCUAUUGGUGUCUGGUGGCCCCUCAUUGACAUGAGGCGGCCUCUAUUGACAUAUAGAAUGGCUCCUGUUGAUGUCUGGUGCCCCCCCAUUGACAUAGGGUGGCCCCUAUAACCAGCCCCUGGAUCCAAUGCCUCCUGAAUGCAGUUCCAACCUCUAGGGACAUUAAACAACCCAUAGAGAGGAUGGGGUCCUCUUUGGUCUGAUGGAGAGAGGUGGGCACCAGCGUAAGUUGCUGCCUACAUCACCACUGGUGUUUUGUCUCAGCAGCUGGUGUAAAUUUCUGCCACGUGGGGUUUUCUGUAGUAAGCAAAGAAGCUCUGCUGGUGGGCAGCUUGUCUCCUCUCUUUUUGCAAAAAGCAAAAUACAAUACAUGCACCCCGCUAUCCACGUGGCCAUCUCUCUCCAUCAGCUGUUGAAGGAGAAAUCUGUGCUCAGAAGAGAUGAAAUUGGGCUGAGAUUUGGCUUGGGAAGAUGAUCUGGUUCCAACCAGAGUCCAGGAGACUUUGGGGAAUGCAUGAGUCCUAUGGGAGAAUGGAUAACCCUUCAUCCAAGAGCAAGCUGGCACGAUGCUCUGGGGUGAAAACCCAUAACGCCACGUAGUUUUAAGGUUUGGGGUGACUUACACUCUGCAGCUGUGCUUCCAGCAAGGCAUUGGGAGCCCUAAACCCAUGGAGAAGUCAAACCUGUGCUUGAAUCCAUUGUGGGCCCAGCUGCAAUGGGAAGCAGGCAAUUAUGGACAUCACUGAAGUCACCCCAAGCUUUGGGGAACUUUGGUUUUCACCUUUCGCUGCACUUUAAUAGAAUUUCUUGUCAAUGUCUGCGUGUUCUUGGCCACCUGUUUAAAAAAAUAAUGAUUAAAUCUUGGCUUUUGCCCCAUUUUGGGAUGGGCAGCUGGUGGUUCCCAGCUCACAAUAAACCACUUGAGACUCUCCAGAGA
Molecule: messenger RNA, 2288 nt
Organism: Meleagris gallopavo (turkey)
Lineage: Eukaryota; Metazoa; Chordata; Aves; Galliformes; Phasianidae
Source: RefSeq, a predicted model, not a curated record